AUCAAUCCCCUCGAAGAACCCCUGGCCUAGACUAGAGCAGCCGCCGCUCGCCAUGGCCAAAAGCUCGACCUCCGCCUCGACCGCUUGAAGCCUUGAACCACGCCGCCAGACGCUUCGCCAGCGCGUCAGGAGUUUCGCCGAGGUCUCCCCCGUAGAUUGCCGGCCGGAGCACGGAGCCGGAGCGCCAGAAUUGACGACAAGGACGACGUCCACGACGCACGGACGCCACGCGAGUUCUUCUUCCUCUCCGGCGUCGCGUUCGUCCUCGAGCCCUCCGCCUUCGGCAACGACCCCGCGAGUUUCGGUAUAUACGAUGGUUAGGAAAGCAAGCAAGACCUCUGAUGUCCAGGUUGCACCUACCCGGGAUAGAAAAUCAAGACAGAAAGUCAAGAAGAAGGUGGAAGAUGACAAUGACGAUAAGAAGGAUGUGAAGAAGGAAAAAUCUUCUGAUGGAAAAUCAGGAGAUAAAGGCAAGAGAAAUUUGGAGGAUGGCACUGACAAGGUUUCGAAGAAGCAUAAAACUGCAGCUGAGAAAGAUUUGCCUAUGAAGAAUGACACUGGUGCAAAGAAGGAUUUAAAAAAGCAAACAUCUUCUGAUGGAAAAUCAGGAGAUAAAAGCAAGAGAAAUUCGGAGGAUGGCGCUACCAACGUUUCCAAGAAGCAUAAAGCUAAGAAACAACUCCCUCCAAAAGAGGUCGAAAGCAGCAUUUCUGAUGAGGAUUCUUCAGGUUCCAUGGAGAAGGAUGGCACUGCCAAGGUUUCGAAGAAGCAUAAAACUGCAGCUGAGAAAGAUUUGCCUAUGAAGAAUGACACUGGCACCAAGAAGGAUUUAAUAAAGCAAACAUCUUCUGAUGGAAAAUCAGGAGGUAAAGGCAAGAGAAAUUCGGUGGAUGGGACUACCAAUAUUUCCAAGAAGCGUAAAGCUAAGAGCAGCAUUUCUGAUGAGGAUCCUUCAGAUUCCAUGGAGAAGCCAAACACUCAAGCAAGUGGUAGUGAACCUAAUCAGCCAAAUACCUUUUUUGCUGCAAAGCCAAAUUCGAUCAUUGUUGGAAACUUGGCACACAACGUGAACCAAAAGCAUUUGCGGAAAUUUUUUCAGGUGGCGGGUAAAAUUGUGGGAAUUAAUUUACCUACCUUUGAUGAUGGGACAUGCGUGGGAUCCGCACAAGUUGAAUUUGCCACAAAUGAAGCUGUUCAUAAGGCAUGCAAAUUAAAUGGUCUUGAUUUGAAGGGACGGGCUGUCUCACUGAAUUUUGGUCAUGAGCGACUUACAUUUAAUCCUGACAGCUGUAUGUUCAAGAAGCCUCCUAAUUUCUCCAGCGAUACCGUCUUGAUCAAAGGAUUUGAUGCAGCCUAUGCUGUGGUACAGAUCACGAGGUUACUUAAGAAUCAUUUUUCCUCCUGUGGGGUUAUCACAAAAACAUUAAUCCCGGUGGAUACUGAAACUGGCGCAAGUAAAGGGGCUUUAUUCAUGGAAUUCCGUGACCAGCUUUCUGUAUCGAAUGCGUUGAAACUGAAUGGAUCUCGCUUUGAUGGUGGCCUCACCUUGAGUGUGGAGGAGGCAGAAGUUUUGGCAGAACCUAGAGCAAAUAACAGAAGCUUUGACGGGGGCCGUGGUGGCAGACGCGGUGGCAGGGGCCGUGGUGGCAGACAGGGUGGCAGGGGCCGUGGUGGCAGACGGGGUGGCCGUAGUUAGGCAGAGUGCUGCUACAGAUAAAGAAAACCAACGACGUCAGCUGUAGUCGUCCAGUGAUUAAUUUCUCUUCCUCCAUUAACCGAGAUUUGCAUAGUUAAAUGCUCCAGGUUUACUCAUUAACUGAAUCAGUCAUAUCUAUGUAUACUAGCUAAAUACCCGUGUGGAAUAAUAAAUAAAUUUUUAGGGUUCA
Messenger RNA from Lolium perenne, 1886 nucleotides. RefSeq lists its product as uncharacterized. Gene Ontology annotation, cellular component: nucleolus. Gene Ontology annotation, molecular function: RNA binding. The record is from RefSeq and is a predicted model, not a curated record. Lineage: Eukaryota; Viridiplantae; Streptophyta; Magnoliopsida; Poales; Poaceae.